This is a messenger RNA of Racocetra persica, 372 nucleotides long. NCBI's taxonomy places the organism in Eukaryota, Fungi, Glomeromycota, Glomeromycetes, Diversisporales, Gigasporaceae. The record is from the annotation of a GenBank genome assembly.
AUGAAUUUUCGAAAUAUUCUUUCAAAGAAUUUUCCAAACCGACUCCUUUAUAGCUCUUUACAACCGACUAUACGUCCUCAUGAAGCAAUCGAACAAAAACGAGCUAGACUGCUUUAUCAGUCUAGAAAAAGAGGAAUCUUGGAAACUGAUUUAUUACUUUCGACAUUUGCUAAAAGGUUUCUUAAUGAAUUUACCGAAUCCGAACUAAAAGAAUAUGAUGAAUUAUUAAAUAUGCCUGAUUGGGAUAUUUAUUAUUUUGUAACUGAUAAAAAACCUAUUCCUGAACGUUGGAUAAAGAGUCCAUUGUUUCAAAAAUUAAGAGAGCAUGUAAAUAAUAAGGGAAAAGUAAUUUUGAGAAUGCCAGAUUUAUAA